AUGUCAACGUUAUUGCGAGCUACCAAAUCCACUUUUGCCAGCGCCAAGCGUUCGGUCGCAAGAGCAUAUUCUACUCAAGCCAAUGAUAUUGUUAUUGUUAGCGCCGUUCGAUCUCCUAUAGUUGUCAAGGCUGCCGUCGCCAGAGCCAACAUUGCUCCUGAGGCUGUUGAAGAUUUGCUCUUUGGAAAUGUCAUUUCCUCCAAUGUGGGUCAGGCACCGGCUCGUCAAGUAGUCAUCAAGGCUGGUCUCCCUGUGUCGACAGAGGCUACCACCAUCAACAAGGUCUGUGCCAGUGGAAUGAAGACAGUCACUUUAGCUGCUACCCAAAUGAUGGUCGGUUUACGUGACGUUUGUGUUGCCGGUGGAAUGGAGAGCAUGAGUAACAUUCCAUACUACGUCCCAAGAGGACUCCAAUAUGGCCAUAGCAAAAUAUUAGAUGGUAUUAUACGGGAUGGCCUGUGGGAUGCUUACGAUGACAUUCACAUGGGAAAUUGUGCUGAAAUGACUGCUGUUGAAUACAAAGUGUCUCGUGAAGAACAAGACGAACACGCUCUAGAAAGUUAUCGACGAGCUGCCCAAGCAUGGAAGGAUGGAUUAUAUGCUAACGAAAUCGUCCCAAUAACAGUCAAAGACAGGAAGGGUGAAAGAAGCGUUACUGAAGAUGAAGAAUACAAGAAUCUUGAUGUUUCCAAAGUGCCAAAACUCAAAUCCGCCUUCCAAAAAGGAGGCUCUGUGACAGCUGCCAACUCUUCCAAAAUCAAUGACGGUGCAGCAGCACUAGUGUUGAUGACUGCAUCGAAAGCCAAGGAACUAAAUGUGACUCCACUUGCUCGAAUCUUGUCGUUUGCUGAUGCCGCUACAAGCCCCAAAUUGUUUACAAUUGCACCAUCGCUCGCCAUUCCAAUUGCACUCAAACGUGCUGGUCUUCAGGUCUCGGAUGUCAAUCUUUGGGAAAUCAAUGAAGCUUUCAGUGUUGUGAUUCGAGCAAAUGAAAAGAUUAUGAAGUUGGAUCCAUCCAAGGUCAAUGCUCGUGGUGGUGGAGUUGCGCUGGGACAUCCAAUAGGAGCUUCAGGCGCACGUAUCGUUGUUUCACUCGUGCAUGCUUUGUCUUCUGGUCAAAUCGGCGGUGCUGCCAUAUGUAUGUAA
Messenger RNA from Synchytrium microbalum, 1146 nucleotides. RefSeq lists its product as uncharacterized. The transcript is spliced from 11 exons. NCBI's taxonomy places the organism in Eukaryota, Fungi, Chytridiomycota, Chytridiomycetes, Synchytriales, Synchytriaceae. Gene Ontology annotation, biological process: fatty acid beta-oxidation. Bases 1 to 1146 code for a protein of 381 amino acids. The record is from RefSeq and is a predicted model, not a curated record. Gene Ontology annotation, molecular function: acetyl-CoA C-acetyltransferase activity.